Molecule: messenger RNA, 3702 nt
Organism: Phalacrocorax carbo (great cormorant)
Lineage: Eukaryota; Metazoa; Chordata; Aves; Suliformes; Phalacrocoracidae
Source: RefSeq, a predicted model, not a curated record
AGAAACCGCAAACAGGCGAAAUUGCAAAGCCAGCGCGAAAGCCGAGCUCCCGCAGGAGCCCCCGGUGCCUGGCGCUGCCGGCUUCCUGCGAGCGGCGGCCGCCCCCGGCCCGCCCCGCCCGGCGCCGCUCACGGGGAAAGUCCCCGAGGGCAGCGGCAGCACCGCCAAGCCGCACGCCGGAAGGUUUGCUCAGCAAGGCUCGGCUCGGCUCAGCUCCUGCCCCCAGGGCCCCGGCCCGGCCCGCCACCCCCCAGCCCCGCGCCGCUCCGCCAGCCCCACCGCGCCAUGAAGACCAUCCUGAAGUGGCUGCUGGGGAUCCUGGGCGUCGCCGUCGUCGUCACGGUCAUCGCCGUGCCCCUGGCUCUGCUCACCGGCAAAAGCACCUCUGAGCCUGAUUCACGAAGAACAUACACUCUACAGAAUUACUUGAACAAUGACUAUAAGUACAGAACACAUAAUUUGCAGUGGAUUUCAGGAAAUCAGUAUCUGCACAAAACAGCUAAUGGGAGUGUGCUACGUGUCGAUGCUGGCACCGGAACAUCCUCAGUAAUCUUGGAGAAUACAAUAUUAGAUAAAUACAAGGCAACCACAGCUAUACUGUCUCCUGACCAGAAGUUUGCUCUUCUGCAGUACAGCUAUACAAAGUUGUGGAGGCAUUCCUAUACAGCUUCAUAUCACAUCUAUGAUUUCAAUAGCAGUUCUACCUUAGAUGACAAGCUACUACCUACUGAUAUACAAUAUAUAUCCUGGUCACCUGUUGGUCACAAACUGGCAUUUGUUUGGAAUAAUAAUGUUUAUAUAAAAGCUUCACCAAGAGCAGAUUAUGUGAAAAUCACUGAAAAUGGAGAAGAAAAUAAAAUUUUCAACGGAAUACCAGAUUGGGUUUAUGAAGAGGAAAUGUUUGGCACCCAUUUUGCUCUGUGGUGGUCUCCAAAUGGCAAUUUUGUGGCGUAUGCAGCAUUUAAUGAUACAGAAGUUCCUCUUAUAGAGUAUUCUUUUUAUUCUGACGACACCUUGCAGUAUCCAAAGACCAUCAGAAUCCCAUAUCCCAAGGCAGGAGCUAAAAACCCAACUGUGCGACUCUUUAUUUUGGAUACCAAAUUGUUUCCUUUCCAAACUGCUGAAAUUUCUCCACCUGCAGAAAUAAAAUCAGGGGAUCAUUAUUUGAGUGUUGUAACAUGGGUGACAGAUGAAAGGAUAUGUCUGCAGUGGCUCAGAAGAAUUCAGAAUUUUUCAGUCCUCACAGUCUGUGACUUCGAAAGCGCUACUGGUAGUUGGUCAUGUCCACAGGAAAAACAACAUACCGAAGAAAGUACUACUGGCUGGAUUGGCAGAUUUCAGCCAUCUGUCCCUCACUUUGCACCCGACAAUACUACCUACUACAAAAUCUUCAGCGACACAGUAGGUUACAAGCACAUCCAUUACAUAAAGGGCUCACAGGCUCCAGUACCUAUUACUUCAGGAAAAUGGGAGGUAAUCAGCAUAGAAGCUGUAACCAGUAACUUUUUGUACUACAUUAGUAAUGAAAACGGUGGAAAGCCAGGAGGAAGAAAUCUUUACAAAGUGCUCUUGGAAGGCAGUUCAAAUUCUCCUAAAUGUGUUAGCUGUGAUCUGAAUCAAGAAAGAUGCCAGUAUUAUUCUGUGUCCUUCAGCAAAGACGCACAAUAUUAUCAGCUAGAUUGUCAUGGUCCUGGCCUGCCUGUAUCUACUCUGCACAGAAGCAGUGAUGAUCAAAUCCUCAGAUACUUGGAAAAUAACACUGAACUGGAAAAUUCAUUGAAAGAUAUUCAGAUGCCUUCAAAAGAGUUUGGUACCGUUAGGGUAGAUAGAUAUGACCUGUGGUAUCAAAUGAUACUGCCUCCCCAUUUCGAUUCAUCAAAGAAGUACCCUCUGCUCCUUGAUGUGUAUGCAGGACCCUGUAGUCAGAAAGUAGAUUAUAUCUUCCGGAUCAGCUGGGCUACUUACCUUGCAAGCACCGAGCAGAUCAUUGUGGCCAGCUUUGAUGGCAGAGGAAGUGGAUACCAAGGGGAUGAAAUUAUGCAUGCAAUAAACCGAAGGCUGGGAACAUAUGAAGUGGAAGAUCAGAUAGCAGCAGCCAGAAAAUUUUCUGAAAUGAGCUUUGUUGAUAAGGACAGAAUAGCUAUUUGGGGUUGGUCGUAUGGGGGAUAUGUGACCUCCAUGGUGCUUGGCUCUGGAAGCGGCGUGUUCAAGUGUGGAAUAGCGGUUGCCCCCGUGUCACGUUGGCAAUAUUAUGAUUCAAUAUACACGGAGCGAUACAUGGGCCUUCCUAUAGAAAGUGAUAAUCUGAAGAACUAUAAUAGUUCAACAGUAAUGGCCAGAGCUGAAAAAUUCAAGGAAGUUGAAUAUCUCCUUAUUCAUGGAACAGCAGAUGAUAAUGUUCAUUUUCAGCAAGCAGCGCAGAUUUCCAAAGCUCUCGUUGAUGCUGAAGUGGAUUUUCAGGCAAUGUGGUACACUGACAAGGAUCACGCCAUCACUGGUCAAGCACAUAAGCAUAUUUAUACCCACAUGAGCCAUUUCUUAAAGCAGUGUUUUGCACUGCCCUAGCACCAGCAUUUCGGUUGUUAGGGAUGGUACCGCUCCAGAAAGCUCUCUGGCUAAUGUACACUGAGCCAGUAUAAACUUUUAUGAAUCAAGAUGAGAUAAGAGUCAGCUCUUGGAAUACCGGUGUACUAAACGAAAUGCUAAUCGUUAUAAUGAUCUCUGUUGCUGAGCAACUAUUGCAUUUUUUAUUGAUUGUGUUUAAUCAGGUCUUAACAUCACCAGAAUGUAGACUCCUAGAAAGCAUGGUACUUGCUUGAAUGGUACCUUUUGAUGUUUCAAUCUCAGAAACAGUCCGAUUUCUAUAUUUAUUAGUGUAAUGGAUGAUGAAAAUGUCAGAGGAAUCAACAUGGAGAUCAGCUGAGGAAUAAAAAUAGUAAUGUUUCCAACAAAAGAAAAUGAAUUAACAUUGUCAUCAUGUCUGUGGAAGUACUGAUAAACUUUAAGCAGAUUUUUUUUUUUUUUGCAGAAAUUACCUAAUGCUUGAUCAAUUAUUUUACAAACGAGGAAUACUGCAGUGUUAAUAUUUUCUAUGCAGGGUGAAACACUUUGUUUACUGCAGUUCCUCGAGUUUGCAGGGAAAAUACAAUCUCUUGGAUUACAAGUGUAGAAGUCUCGCAAGGGAAACAUGUAACCAGCUUUCACCAAAGAUUUUGAAUGAUACCCUAUUCAAACCAAUGGCACUGAAUGUCUUUGUUUCCUAUCCUAGUACUGUGAUUUAUUAUUUUUUUUUUUGCUUACUUUAUAGUCAAAAAGGCUGCUCCUUUGGAAAUCUGCACUGGUAAAAUCUUACCUGGGACCUCUAGCAGCCUGCCACUGUUUGUCUAUGGGACAGAAAAAUACUUUUUUUCAGCCAUUUCCUGUUGACUGAUGAGUAGUCAAACAUAAAACGUAACAAUGCAAACUAGCAGGGACUUAAAUCAAGGGCUGGACUGUAAUGCUUAUGUGAAUGUGCCAUUUCGCAAGCCUGCUUUUCCUUGCAGCCUACCAGUAAACUUCGGCUUUACCUUCAGCACUCCAGGUAGGCUUCUCCAUCUGAAGAUAAGAUUAGUUGUCUUAAUUUCACAUAGAUAUAAAAGCUGCAACCCACUUGUACUACAAACUGUGCUGUUUUAAAAUAAUAAAGAUAUUAAGUUAUGAAAA